This is a messenger RNA of Fundulus heteroclitus (mummichog), 879 nucleotides long. RefSeq names its product UPF0729 protein C18orf32 homolog. The transcript has 3 exons. Bases 168 to 410 code for a protein of 80 amino acids. The record is from RefSeq and is a predicted model, not a curated record. Gene Ontology annotation, biological process: positive regulation of canonical NF-kappaB signal transduction. Lineage: Eukaryota; Metazoa; Chordata; Actinopteri; Cyprinodontiformes; Fundulidae.
GCCGCUAACGGAAGUGGAGUUUUGCGUCGGAACAUCACGUUCCAGAGACUUCGCUCAGCCGCAACAACUCCACUGAGAUUCACGCUAACCUCGCCGACGGGACUGCCGUGUGUUGUCGUUUGAUUCGCCCAGGUUCUGUGUGGAGAGAGCCUGUGUGAGCCACAGUCAUGGUGUGCAUUCCCUGCAUUGUGAUUCCUGUCCUGCUGUGGGUCUACAAGAGGUUCCUGGAACCCAUAAUCUAUCCUGUCAUUUCCCCCUUCAUCAACGCCAUCUGGGGCAAUAAAGCUGUAACGAACACAAGUACUGAUCAGAAAGCCAGUGAAACAAGUAAUGGGACUCACAAGCUUGAAAGCAACGGUGAGGCGACUGCAAAUGGAGCGACUAUAGCAGCUGACAAGAAGGCCGACUGAGUGUUGUUUGUAAAGCAGAAAUGGCCGUGUAAAUAUUCCCAGCGUAUCGUUUAGAGAAAUCAGUCGUUGUCAAUGUUCUUCCAGUAAUCUGACUGUAAAGCUGCUUGAAGCUUGUUUUUAGCUUUUCAUUCAUCAUGUUAAGGUAGCUUCGCUGUUAUAUUUUCUGUUUUUUAAGUUUUUGUCUGAAUGAAACAGAUUUAGGCACUUUAAUGAAAGGAUGGAAGAAAGCCUUCAAAUAAAUGCUUAUUUAUUACAAACCUGACUUGCCACUUUAAGUACUUUAAUAUUCUGUUCAAGUUACAGCAAAGACAUCAAAGCUUAGAUUAUUUUAUAUAUAAAAUUAUUGUUCUUGUGAUGGUACUUGUAAAGCUGGCCUAAGAUUAAUCCUUUUUUUUUAACUGGUGUUUUGUUAAAGGAAAGGAAUGGUUGUAGUAGACUGACCAUUUUGAAAAUAUGUACAUCUUUUUAA